AUGGAGGCCGAGAGAGAGUCUGAUCCAAGUUUCCAAUCUCACUUAACGAUUGUUGGUCAAGUAACAGGAAAAGGAGCACCCGUUGAUGUUGCUUAUGAGAACCCUAGUGACCCGAGGCAUUCAAAGAUUCGUUUGACUCAUGAUCAAGGGGAUCAAAGUGAGGUCAGAGCAGAAGAUGAAAAGGUUGAAUUAAACCUUCUUGAACCAGUUAUGUGCGAGCAGACACCGGUCGGUGUUGCUAUUGGUCUGGCUAGAACCUCCAUAGAUGGCUUAGCAUGGUACGUGAAGACAACCCUUAUCGAGGAAGGUCAAAGCGCAGGCUGCACCAUCACCACUUCCUUGCUAUCACUUGCCAUGAAAAAGCCUGUGAGGAAAGAUCUUGCAAUGACCGGAAUGAUAACUGAAACCGGUAGGAUUCUUCUAGUUACCGGCGUGAAGGAGAAGACAAUAGGGGCAAGACGGAGCCAAGUAAAGACGAUAAUAUUCCCGGAAGCUAACCGUAGAGAAUUUGACGAGCUCGAAGAAAACAUGAAAGAAGGGCUCGAUGUUCAUUUCGUGGAAGAGUAUGAGCAGAUUUUCAAGCUAGCAUUUGGCUAUGACCACCAUUAG
Arabis nemorensis is the source of this 609-nucleotide messenger RNA. The record is from the annotation of a GenBank genome assembly. Lineage: Eukaryota; Viridiplantae; Streptophyta; Magnoliopsida; Brassicales; Brassicaceae.